Molecule: messenger RNA, 2580 nt
Organism: Caenorhabditis sp. 36 PRJEB53466
Lineage: Eukaryota; Metazoa; Nematoda; Chromadorea; Rhabditida; Rhabditidae
Source: the annotation of a GenBank genome assembly
AUGCCGUCCCUGUGGGCGCAAAUAACCGGUCCCCGGCUCUACGGAGUAUUCGGAGAACCCCAAAGACAGGAAUCGACGCUGGAAAGCCUGGGAAACACUGCCAUUUCUUUUUCUUCAGGUAGAAAUUGUUUUUGCAGUUUAAAAAAGAUGUAUCAGCGAUUGUGAGUUUGAAAAAUCCAAAGACACGCCUCAAAAAUCGUUUAUAAAUUCAAAAAGUUGUUUGUUUUCCAGGAAUCUACUAUGUGGCGAGCUCUCUGGCGUUCGGACCCGUUAUUCUGUGCUAUUUGUACAGUAGAGACUGGCUGACACCCGCCGGAAUGAUCAUUUUGCUCAGAUACGCCAGUUACUUGACGCUCAUCGGCUAUGGAGCCAGGUAACAGCGGAAAAUGCAAUUUUUUGCCUUUAAAAUCUUCAAUUCUAUCGACAAUAGCCAAUUUUCCCAGUUUUCAGAACAUUUGGACGUUUCUUCGACGAGAAAAAUUCGCAAUUUUUGGAUGUUUGGGAAAAAGAGCAUGAUAAGGUUUGUGUGAAAUUUUACUACGGCCCGGCCCGGCCCGUGACCAGUAUCAGGCCUGGGCGAGCGAUUCGGUUCACGCUGAUUGAGAAAUUGCUUUCUGGGCCAUAAGGUACAUAAGUGCGGACCUUAGUUGGAAAACAAAACAGGAAACAGUUUCGCUCUUUUGUCUCUGCAUGUUCGCACGCAAAUCGCUUCCUUCUCCAAACCAAAAAAUGCGGAAAACCCUUCAGAAAGUCGAGAACAACCACGUGGCGCUGAAAAAGUACGACUUCGAGUUGGUGAAGGUGUCGCCCGACUUUGUGGCGCGUCCGAAUCCGGAACUGUGGCACCUGGAGCCGGUAGCGUCGGAAUCGAAUGUGUUGACACGUGGAUUGGCGAGCUGGGCGGUGCACGCAUUCGGCCGCCACCUCAUCUACCCGGGAUCGAUGGCUUUGCUCAAGUUUAUGAUGAGAUCCAGCCUCAAUUCGGCCAGAAAACUCAUGGUUCAGGCCAAGGUGGGCGGGGCGAAUUUAGACGAACAAUUCUUAUGGCAACAUUUGCAACAACUCAAUUUUAGGACGGAAAGCGAAUUUGGAUAAAGACGGCGGAAGGCGACCUGAUCGACGCGAUGUUUCUGAAGGGAAAUGCGAAUUUGUCGCAGACUUUGGUCAUUUGUUUCGAGGGAAACGCCGGUUUCUACGAAGUUGGCGUCAUGAAUUCGCCCGCACAGUUGGGCUAUUCGGUAUGCCACUUUUUUGCAAUAUUUAAUACAAAAUUGUAUUUUUGCACCUUUCAGACGCUCGGCUUCAACAUUCCCGGGUUCGGCGAGAGUUCGGGCCUUCCGUACGCGAAAAACACGUUGGCGGCGGCGGACGCGGUGUUCCAGUACGCGGUGCAGGAACUACGGUACCGGCCCGAACAGAUUGUGCUCUUCGGAUGGUCCAUUGGCGGAUUCCCGACCUCGUGGCUCGCUGCCAACUAUCCCAGUACGCUUUUUGGGCGGAAAUCUGGGGCCUUUUGCUCAGCCCUGGUUUAAUCCCGAAAUUUCUCAAUUUCAGACGUGAAAGCCGUAAUUCUGGACGCCACAUUCGACGAUCUGCUCCCGUUGGCCCAGUUCCGAAUGCCUGCUGUUUGAAUUUUCUGUUAAAAAUGAGAAAAUAAUUCCGUUUUUUGCAGUUCUUCGGCUCCAUCGUCGAGCACGCCAUCAGAAAUCACAUGAAUUUGCAAAUUGAUAAACUGGUAAAAUUUUCUAGCGUUUAUGAAUGAAAGAGUGUGGAAAAAAUGCAAUUUUUCAGCUUCACCGCUACAAAGGACCGCUCCGUCUGAUUCGACGUCUUCAAGAGGAGAUUCUGACGACGGCGACGGACGAGCAGCCGGAAAAUGUGCGUCGGCAGACGAAUCGCAUCAAUUGGCUUCUCAAAUCGGUCAUUUUGUCGCGGCAUCCGGAACUUAUUCAGGGAUUAGAACCACAGGUACAAACAUUGUCUUUUAUCAUCGAGUCUUUUAAUGAGCAUUCUCGUUGAGGUGGACCGCUGGCUGGACAUGACGCCGACGGAACGUCUGAUGCACUCGGGAGUCAGUCUUCGUGAGGAAUCGCAGCAAAGAAAGCGCCUUUUCGACGCGUGCACCCAUUAUUUGGUCGAUUUCGACGCCAAUCACGUCACUCCGUUGGAUCCAAAGUACGUAAAUUUGGGGAAACAAUUGUGUGACUUCUCCGGACUAUGACAGGUUGUCUAGUUGUUCUAGCUGUCUAAAUUUCUUCUAUGGGUCAUAUUCGUUCAGUUUCCACUCAUUUGAACCCACUAGGAUACCUGGCACGAGAACUAGAUUCACUAAUGUCCAGAUUGCCGGAGUGUCCUUAUGGCGCCGCAAUCUAGACAUUUCAGACUUUACCCGGACUGUAAUAGGUUGUCAAGUUGCCUAAACUGUCUAAAUUACUUCUAUGGGUCAUAUUAGUUCAGUUUCGAAUUCCAGUUUCCAAUUUGGCAAUACGAAAACAUCACUAGUUUCUUUGCGAAAAAAGUUAUUUAAUUUCUCCAAUUUUCAGCUAUUUCAACAUCCCGGAACUUCGUGAAAUCUUCUAA